Molecule: messenger RNA, 5943 nt
Organism: Labrus bergylta (ballan wrasse)
Lineage: Eukaryota; Metazoa; Chordata; Actinopteri; Labriformes; Labridae
Product: arrestin red cell
Biological process (GO): signal transduction; positive regulation of ERK1 and ERK2 cascade; G protein-coupled receptor internalization
Cellular component (GO): cytoplasm
Molecular function (GO): angiotensin receptor binding
Source: RefSeq, a predicted model, not a curated record
ACACACACACACACACACACACACACACACACACACACAGCCUUUGCGGAAGCCAGAGGAGCCGAGGCGGCGCUAAAUUAAAUUAGCAUACUAACUAUUUAGCAGUGCGCGGAUGUGGAUGGACGGGUGAACGGAGCUGCAGCACAAACACACAGCUUCUACAGACAACACACCGCCGGUCCGGGCUCAUUUUGUCUGGAUCUUGCCGCAGUCCGCCUGCCGAGGAGAUGGGGGACAAGGCGGGCACCAGAGUUUUCAAGAAGUCGAGCCCCAACUGUAAGGUGACAGUUUAUCUUGGAAAGAGAGACUUUGUGGAUCACCUGGACCAUGUGGACCCUGUGGAUGGAGUGAUCCUCGUCGACCCCGAGUAUCUGAAGGACAGAAAAGUCUUUGUCACUCUCACCUGUGCAUUUCGUUACGGCCGUGAGGACCUGGACGUGCUCGGUCUGUCCUUCAGGAAGGACCUCUACAUCUCCACCUUCCAGGCGUUCCCUCCGGUUCCUGAGGAGCGUAAACCCAACAGCAGGUUGCAGGAGAGGCUGCUGAAGAAACUGGGCCAACAUGCGCACCCUUUUUACUUCACUAUUCCUCAGAACCUCCCCUGUUCAGUCACUUUACAGCCCGGCCCAGAGGACACUGGGAAGGCCUGCGGUGUCGACUUUGAGAUCAGAGCUUUCUGUGCCAAGUCGAUAGAAGAGAAGAUUCACAAGAGAAACUCAGUGCGUCUGGUGAUCAGGAAGGUUCAGUACGCUCCAGAGAAACCCGGUCCUCAGCCCAUGGUGGAGACGACCCGAAACUUCCUGAUGUCUGACAGAUCCCUACACCUGGAGGCGUCUCUGGACAAAGAGCUGUAUUAUCACGGAGAGCCCAUCAGCGUCAACGUUCACGUCACCAACAACUCCACCAAGACGGUCAAAAGAGUCAAGAUCUCAGUGCGUCAGUAUGCAGACAUCUGCCUGUUCAGCACUGCCCAGUACAAAUGUCCAGUGGCCCAACAGGAGGCAGAUGACCAGGUGUCGUCCAGUUCCACCUUCUGUAAGGUCUACACUCUGACCCCGACGCUCGACAAGAACCGAGAGAAGAGAGGACUCGCUCUCGAUGGAAAACUCAAACAUGAAGACACCAACCUGGCCUCUUCAACCAUAGUGAAGGAUGUCACCAACAAGGAGGUCCUGGGGAUCCUGGUGUCCUACAGAGUCAAAGUGAAGCUGGUGGUCUCACGUGGAGCGCUGCUGAGAGGCGUGAUGGAGAGAGACGUGUCGGUGGAGCUGCCCUUCAUCUUAAUGCAUCCUAAACCUGUGGAGCCGCCCGUGUCCCGCCCACAGUCAGCUGUGCCAGAGAUGGACCCCCCCAUCGACACCAAUUUGAUAGAAUUCGACACAAACAGCAUCUCCCAGGACGACGACUUCGUCUUCGAGGACUUCGCCCGCCUGCGGCUCAAAGGCGCAGUGGACGACAAAGACGAGGACUGCUAGGAGCUCGCCAGCCUCUUCAUACGCUCGCUUCGAAGCUACCACACACACACACGCACACACACAAACGCCACACACACACACACACACACACACUGUUCACCUUACAUUCCCCGGUGGAGGGGGUGGAUGAGGGCACGUUUGGACGGAGGCCUCGUGGGGGCGUCGGUGGUGUUCUUCCUCUGUUGCUUCAGUCAUUCGUCAUGCCGCCGCCAUUUUUUUUGCCGCCAUCCGUCUGUCUGUUUCUCUUCUCUUUUUUUUUUUCUUCUUUUUUUUUUUAACGCUGAAAAACUCGUAAUGUGGAGCAGCUGCUGGAUGGACGAUGGCGUGUGGAUGGAAUCGUCAAGUGAAGGAAAAAUCUGAUCGGCUGAGAGAAAUAAGAGAGGAAAAAAAAAAGAAAAAGACGUGUAAGAAGCGUAGGAAGUAUUUUGAAAUGUUUUUUUUUGAAUGUCGACCGUUUCACCAUCUUGUACAAACAGAAUAUAUAUUUGAAACAUAGAAAAAAUAAUCUUCUACGAGCUGUCAGGUCUGUGUUCAGUGGUGAUCGCCCUUUUUCCUUUGAUUACAAACUGUCGACGCUUUUACAUCCAGGCUGCGAGGGGAGGACACACAAACCAACAACACACACACACACACACACACACACACACUCUUAGACAGGCGACUUGAUUUCACCAGCAUCCAAUCACCCGCUCUCAUCACUCUGAACCCUGUCGUCCAGUUUCUAAACGGUCACGUCUAUCGGCUGCAUGCUUCUCUGUUCUGCAUUCAAUUCUCUCUUUUUCUGAACUUUUCCAGCGUUGAUCUCGUUUUUCAAAUUGAUUUAAAACACGUUCUGUCAUUCUAAAGUCAAUUUAAAAACAUCAGUCGUCACAUUUCAUCCAAACAAAAGAAACUACCUAUAAAAAUCCACCUCUUAAUACUUCCUGUUUAGCAAACCGGAUCCUGCUGGAAACACAAACCUCCUUCUCAAUUUAUUCAGUUUAAUGUUUGAAACUUUUCCAACUUUUGAACCGGAUAAAAAAAAAAAAAAAGAGUUCAAAUAAUAAGAUGCUGUUUGCGACAGAAGCUGGAAUAAAUGUGGAUCUGCCUUUUAGGCUAUGGUUGUCAACAUUUUAGUUACUUUUUGAUACGAUGUGUUUUAAAACCAUACAAUCUCCCUCAGAAAGAGCUGAAGCCUUAAAGCCUGCAGAGCUUCAGUCAUAGUUUAGACCAGAAGAGAGAGAGAGAGAGAGAGAGAGAGCGCUGAGUAAAUUGCACAAAUAUGUUGGCAACUACCUGGCUGCUUAACGUUGCCUACUGUAGUUCAUAGUUUAAAGCGAACAUAUAUCGUCUGUAAUGACCAAACGAGGGAACAAAAUGCAUUAAAACAGUUUUCACAGUUAGUGGAAUUGUGUGAGUGUAAACUGAACUGCUGUAUUGUACGGCACUGAGACUUUCAACACAAGACGUUCUCAGUUUGAACGUUUGAUAUGUUGACAGAGAAGUCUACAAAAUAUCACCAAUCGCACACUUUUGGUUGUUGCAGCAGGUUUAAAAUGUAUUCCAUUCUGCGCUCUGCUGUUUCUCAGGCUCUCUCAGCUCUACAUUUUGAUUCCUUAUUGGUCACAUUUACUUGUUUCUUUCAUACGCGCCUGUUUUCACUUGUCAGCCCAACCAGCCUGAGGUGAACACUUUAUUUCACACAGUUAGAAUGUAAAGAUGUCACCUCUUCUUCUUUAAUUUAAGUGUUUAAAUGACACCCCUUGUGUAGAAACAUAAAUAUCAAAUAAAUGAUCUUCUUUAGAUUCUUUACAACAUGAGCACAAACUGAUCACGCUGGAAUCGUUUUUAAUGAACUCAAACUUUAGACCUGUGUUGGAGCGCGAGGCUGUGACCUGUCAGGUCUCCUCCUCAGCCCGUCAUGUUUCAGUUUACACGUCAACAACAGCUAGAAUAGACUUUUUUAAUUCUCUUUGGAAACUGAGUCAGUUCUUUACUUUUCACUGAGCUGGGGGUGACUCCUCCUCCUGCAGGUUUAAACCUCCAAACUGUCGACUGUUCACGGGGAACACUGGUGUGUAUUUUAGUUCCUAAUCAAUCAUCUCUCUGUUUAAAAUCUCACCAUCCACUAAUUCAUCCAAACACACUCUGAAAUGAUGUGCACAGAAACAUGUAGGUUUUUUUUUUUUUUUUUUCACAUUAAGUUCAGUCUCGUUUUGUUCUGUAAACUUCAUCGUGCCUUCUACAUCUCUGUUGCCAAUAAGAAAGUCCUUCAAUCAUCACUCUUUUGUGUUUUUGUGACUGGAGAACAAAACUUAGAUUUAGUUUGUUACUUGAAACAGGAAAUACUUUUAAGUUAUAUAAAGGCUAAACUGGAACUUUAAAAAGACAGUUCACUGUUUUUAUUCCCAUCUCAGUACAUUCUUAAUGUAAUUAUAAGGUGGAGCGCAGAUCUUUUUGACAAUUGCAGGAAAGGAAAAAAAUCCCUCAAAAUGAAGGCGGUAAAGAAUUAAUGAAAUGUAAAAGUAUGAAAGCUUAGUUUAAGAUUCAGCAGUUUGGAUGUGGGAGAAGCAGAGAGGGUAUUUUGAUUUCAAUCUCAGAAUAUUUCUGUUCAGAUUUUUAAACACUUGAAAUGCAAAAGAGCGACUCAUUCCAUGAAAGUGUUUUUCUAAAAUCUUAUUUCAAUAAACAAUGACUUUCAUCAAAGAGCAUUAUGAAUAAAAAAAAAGAUGUCUCCAGAUUGAGUAUACUUCAGGAGCAUUCAUCAUUUGCUUAUUUGUUUUUAGUUUUUCGCCUUUUAGUGACAAUUAUUUUUCUUCAUUUACAGUUUACAUUUCUAUUCUGCCAAGUUUUACAAACGAGUUACUAGUUUAACAAAACUCAAACCUAAAACAAUUGCUUUUUCAUGAAUUGUCAUUUUAUUUGCACAUUUCCGAGGAGUAUUAAGAGGAUAAGACUUUUUCCUCUCUUGUGCUCAACGUUGCACGGUCCAUGCUGUUCUAGAAGUGAAAUGAUUUCCCUCAUCAAAUUCCUCAAAACCAUUCCUGAAAUCUUCAACCUUUCACUCAUAAAAUAAAAAAACCUUUUCUAGUUUUCAGAUCUCUAACUUACUUCAAAAUUUGAAUUUGUUUCUUGAGAAAGUAAUCGGAUUCAUAUUUCCUACAACAGUAACCCCCCCCCCCUUUUAAAGAUAUAUGACUAUUGUCAGUCUGUCUUUCAAUCUGCCUUUUCUUUUCAUGACAAUGCUUUGGUUAAGUAUUAUAUAAACUUAAACAUUUAUAAGUUUAUUCUUGUAUGACAAGAACUUUUUUUUGUUUUAGAAUUAUUGGGCUUUUCUUGUAAAAUGAUGACUUUGUUCUCAAAGUUUCAUCUCAUUAAUUUAUUUCCGCCUUCUGACAAACUAAAACACAUAUUCUACAAUCGACCAAAUUGAAGAUGAACAAAGUGCCAAUAAGAAAGAAAGAAAGAGGAGAGUUGAUUCAAACAAAGUGAACAGCACCAGUGUUUCCCAUCAGAUCCACUACAUCAUCACCACCACCAUCUCCUCCUCGUCCUCUUCAUCGUUUCAUUUUCUUCAUCCGACCUCAGACAUGUGAAGGACUUCAUCAGCUCGCCUUUUCAUUGUCCUCUACUCGCUCUUUUUCUCCGUUUUCAUGCAUAAAAACUCAUAAACGGUUUAGAGGAGCUCCGGGCGUAGUAGUCAUAUCUUUCUCUUUGAAAACUUUUGUGUUGGUUUUCCCCCUAAGAAACAAAAAAAAAUGCACGGAUCAACAUUUCAAACGACAUGUGAGCACUGCACUUUCAUUGGACGAAACAAACCCACAGAACUGCAGACGUUAUUGUUAUUUUUGCUCAUUUCAGGAGACAAAGAAGAAGAAUGUUUUUUUUUUUUAAUGCUUGGCCAUUUUAUGACAUUUUUUUUUUUGUUGUGUUUUUGUCAAGUUUUUUAAACUUCACAUAAACCUUCAAACUUUUUUUUUUUCUUUUUUUAUCUAAAAACUGCCAAACUCCCCUCCCUUCGUCCUUUGCUCCGUCACCCAGAAGGGAAGAAGAAGAAACAAACUCAGAGCAUGUUUGAAACUCUUUGAUUUCUUUUGAUUUUGUUUCCAAGCAGUGCUGUGAAUCGUACGAGCUGUGAUUCUGUCCUUAUUUUGUCGUGCAUAUGUGGGGUAAUUUGCUAAGUGUGAAAUUGUUUUGACAAGUGCCACGCCCCGGCCUGUGCGAUGCUUACCUUAAUGUCUAUAAAAAAGUGAUUUCUGCUGGUGGCACCGACACCAGAAAAGAUAGAGUUCUGAUUAUUAUGCUUCUGAUUAUUAUUAUUAUUAUUAUUAUUAUUAUUAUGGUGACUAUUAUUACUUCUACUGUAUCAUCAUUGCGACCAUGAUUAUUCUCAUAAUCAUCUAAGAGUCUGUUGUUUUGCCAUGUAUUUUUUAUUUUGAGAUUUUUAUUUUAGUUUUCUUUUUAUUAUUAAAGGCAAAAUGAACUAACA